AUGGAGGACAGGAUGCAUCGGUAUGUGAUAGGGUUUGAUCGUUAUUUGGUUGAUAGCUGUAUGGCGAUGGCAUCUCAGGUCGGCAUGGAUAUUGGCCGACUACAGGCCUAUGUGCAGGGAAUGGAGGACCGGCACAGGGGAGAUCAUUCUGGUAUAGAUCGUGAUAGGAGGCCGCCUAAGAGGUCCAGAUUAGCGAGACGACUUGAUGGAGUAGGGCCAUCUGGGGUCGACCAGAGUUCUAGAGCAUCAGGUCCACAGACGAGCAGAGGUUCUGGUCAGUCCAGGCCCCUUAUACCUCGGUGUUCUUAUUGUGGGAGAUCACAUCUUGGAGAGUGCUACCGAGCAACAGGAGCCUGCUUUUCUUGCGGCUGUCAAGGCCAUAUCAUGCGAGAUUGUCCAUUGGCGAGUGAUAUAGGUGGCGCAGUUCAGCCGACAGGAUCAGCUGCUGGUUUGUCGUCUACCCCUCCAGCUGCACUUUCUAUGGGAUGA
Solanum dulcamara is the source of this 489-nucleotide messenger RNA. RefSeq lists its product as uncharacterized. Gene Ontology annotation, molecular function: zinc ion binding; nucleic acid binding. NCBI's taxonomy places the organism in Eukaryota, Viridiplantae, Streptophyta, Magnoliopsida, Solanales, Solanaceae. The record is from RefSeq and is a predicted model, not a curated record. The coding region runs from base 1 to 489 and encodes 162 amino acids. The transcript has 2 exons.